Messenger RNA from Coregonus clupeaformis (lake whitefish), 2695 nucleotides. RefSeq names its product GTP-binding protein Di-Ras1. Gene Ontology annotation, molecular function: GDP binding; GTP binding; GTPase activity. Lineage: Eukaryota; Metazoa; Chordata; Actinopteri; Salmoniformes; Salmonidae. Bases 304 to 1011 code for a protein of 235 amino acids. The transcript has 2 exons. Gene Ontology annotation, biological process: signal transduction. Gene Ontology annotation, cellular component: plasma membrane. The record is from RefSeq and is a predicted model, not a curated record.
UGGAACUGAACUGCCCAUUCGCUUGCGUCAGUAUUCGAUGAGAGAUGAAAUAGAAAGUAAAGCACCUGCUAUCUUUGGCAUCAGGGCCUUUAAAUCAGAAAGAGAAAGAGAGUUAGUGAGGGGGAGAGAGACCGAGUGAGAGAGAGCGAGAGAGAGAGAGAGAGAGAGAGAGAGAGAGAGAGAGAGAGAUAUGCAGUAAAAAGAAGAGGACCUGGCUACAACAGCACAUCACGCACACUGUAAAAUGCUAUUAGCCUACUAUACAAGGACUCAAUAAUCAAUGUAUUUACUUACAAGUGUUACAUGCGGGCAUAUGUAAAUCCGCAUAAUCACAACGGAUCUGGGAAAGUAAGCUUAAGGUCUCCUAGGAAACAGAAGAAGAGAGGAAUCCUAACCCCCACCAAGAGGCUCAACAUGCCGGAGCAGAGCAAUGACUACCGUGUGGUGGUGUUUGGGGCCGGCGGGGUGGGCAAGAGCUCCCUGGUCCUCCGCUUCGUCAAGGGCACCUUCCGGGACACCUACAUUCCCACCGUGGAGGACACUUACCGCCAGGUGAUCAGCUGUGACAAGAGUGUGUGCACCCUCCAGAUCACCGACACCACGGGCAGUCACCAGUUUCCCGCCAUGCAGCGCCUGUCCAUCUCCAAGGGCCACGCCUUCAUCCUGGUCUACUCCGUCACCAGCCGCCAGUCCCUGGAGGAGCUCAAGCCCAUCUACCAGCAGGUGCUGGCCAUCAAGGACAGCGUGGAUGCCAUCCCUGUCAUGCUGGUGGGCAACAAGAGUGACGAAACCCUGCGUGAGGUGGAGACCAAGGAGGGCGAGGCGCAGGCGGCAGCAUGGAAGUGUGCCUUCAUGGAAACCUCGGCCAAGAUGAACUACAACGUCAAAGAGCUCUUCCAGGAGCUGCUCACCCUGGAGAAGAAGAGGAACAUGAGUCUGAGCAUCGAUGGCAAGCGCUCCGGCAAGCAGAAGCGUGCCGACAAGCUCAAGGGCAAGUGCAGUAUCAUGUAGGGAGGGAGAGGUGAUGCCUGACCCCUAGAAGGAAAGACUGGGGUUGGGGAGGGUGGUGAUGGUGGUGCAAAGUGUAGGUGUUCUUAAAGAGACUCACUUCGAGGAAUGGCGGGAAGGUGGGGGUGGGAUGGGGCUCGUCUGAGAGGGAUUUUUUCAUCCCGAAAGAGGUAACCCCCACACCUCCCCAUACUUCAUACCACUACCCCCCCCAUCUAGCUCAUUGGUUUUGAUUUGGAGCUUCACCUCUCCAUUAAAAAACCGAUGCCAUUGAAGGCCGAAUGGAAAAGAUUGGGACACAAGAGGCUAUUCAAGUUCAAAGAGAAGAUCAAGCCUUGAUGCAAUUCUACUCUGAUGGGAAAAAUGAAAGAAUAUGGAGCCCUGACAAUUGAUAUACUCUCAAGUUCAGGGCAUUAUUACAAACUCAGUGCCCAUUUCAAUAUUAUUCACCCCACUUCCGCCCUCUUUUCCUAUAGCUGUCUCUCUCCUGCUAAUAUGAGACACCCUGCAAACAAUUAUGAUUCAGGAGUAACAUUAAAACAGAAUAAUAUGCCCCACCAAAAUUAGACAACUGUACUGAAAAUCCAAACUCAAAUUGAUGAAAUAAGUAAUUUAAAUAAAUGAGAGAAUAGUCAGAUUAACUCAGUGACAUCCUGAGAAUUUACAGGGAACUAGACAAAGGUCCCACAGAGUACGUUCCCUUGGGACCAUCACACAACGUUCUUAGAACGUUCUCAGAACGUCAGAGGGAUAACGUCAAGCCGAAACCCUUAAGGGACCUAAAGGAACAUCCCUGAAUGUCCUCAGGAUGUCCCCUGUUUGCUGGGCAGCCACCUGACUCCUAUGAUUGGAAAGGUAAUAAAGUGGAAUUGCAGGAGAUGAGAGAGGUAUCAAGUUUAAUGUUAGAGUAAUGGAAACACGACUUUCAUCAAUUCAAAUAGAUGUCCAUAAGCACAUGUUGGUCUUUCGCCUUCAGUAUCUCCAUGUCAACCUGUAACCUGGCGAAUGGAUGGGAUUUGAGAACUAGAUAUUGCCAUCAAUAAAGUUGUGAUUUGAAAGUUAUUAAUACAUUAUACUGUAUAUUGUAAGUACAGGUUAGGCCUAUCAAAGGUUGCUAAUUAACAGUAGCAUGCGACUGUGAGUGUAGAUAAAUAUGGAAAAAAUAGCUACGAGUGGUCUCUGUAUUUUGCUUUACAUUUGACGUGACAUUUUGUAUAAUUUCAUAAUCAAAGUGAGCUUUAGCUAAACAAAGCACAAACAGAACAAAAGCAACAAGCAGACAAAGCACGUUUGAAAUGUAAAUGUUUUUGAAUAAAUGUAUUUAAUCUCUAUAGCACAAAUGUUUGGACCCUCAUACCAUUAAUUUAGGUGUCUAUGUCAAUGUUGAUUUUACCUUCGAUAAAAAUCUUUGAUGGAUUUUUAUUUUAUUUUUGACAAUCCACUGUUAUUAAUAUACUGUGUGCUCUGUAAAUAAUAUAUUUUUACGCUCCAAAUGCUCAUAUUGUCUUGCUUUGCCCCCCAUUAUUUUUUCCAAUCCCAAAAUCCCAUACCCCUGCUUUAGCAAUAUGAGAUGACAGCACUUUGAGGAUUUGGCGCACAGUGACAUUUGAUAUUUUGGUAAACCCUUUGAUGUGCUCUGGUUGCAUCACACUCUCUGCUAAAUAAAGACAAGUAAAUGUACAUAUAA